AUGAAGGUUUCCGGCAGCAUGGAACCUGCACUCCGGAGACACCAUGGAAGGGACAACGUCCGGGUAUUCAAGCCCCUUCUUCGCGCCUACGCGCUCGGGUACCUGUCUUCCGUCACCCCAAAAUUGGUGUCUUAUGUACGCCAAUUGCGCAAUAAGGACUGGACUACGCAACAGAAACUUCAAGAGGGGAAAGACCCUGGUCAGGCCAUAACCAAUCCGCUGGAGCAUCACCGCCCGGAGUUAGCAGGGAGGACAAUGGACCUCACCAUCUACAUGGUCACAAGAGCCGUUGACGCGGUCGCGUGUGCUGCAUGGGGUCGCUGGUCCCGUCGUCGCCGGGCCCAGAAUCGCUGGACGACUGUCGAAUCUCUUAUCCCUGGCUUCGCCGACGCAACUGUCUUUGCUAUGAGUGCCGCUGUGGUCAUGUGGGCUUGGUUUUAUCUCCCUGAAAGACUGCCUAGAACCUACGAGAAGUGGAUCGGGGAAGCUGCUCAGGUCGAUUCACGUUUAAUUGAAGCCUUGCGCCGUGUUCGACGAGGAGUCUUCGUUUAUGGAAAGGAUACAGGCCAGGCACCUCUUCUCCAGUCGAUGUGCAAAGACUACAACUGGCCAGAGGUGUGGGGAGACCCAGCAAAAGUGGCCCCGAUCCCUUGUGAAAUGGUUCACAUGGGUUGUGGCCCCAGUUGUGAGAAACACGCAUUGUAUCGAUUUGCCAAAACCUUCAAAUUUGCCUGUGCAACCUAUAUACCCCUACAGAUUGUUUUCCGUCUGCGCAGGAUGAAAUCUGCAACUGCCCUCCGUCGGGCCCUUUUUGAUGCAGCACAAUCAUCUGCCUUCCUUGCAUCUUUUGUGAGCUUAUUUUACUACAGCGUCUGUCUCGCUCGGACACGACUUGGCCCCAAGAUCUUCGAUGCGAAGACUGUCACUCCGAUGAUGUGGGACUCUGGGCUUUGUGUCGGUGCGGGAUGUCUCAUGUGUGGCUGGAGUAUAUUGGUUGAAAAGACGCGGAAGAGACAGGAGUUGGCGCUAUUUGUGGCACCCCGGGCUGCCGCCACGGUUUUGCCACGGUUGUAUGAUAAAAAGGUAUGUAUCGGACCCUCGCAUCCUCUGUCCACAAAAGGGUUACACCCACAUCCCCUCCACCCCCUUCUCAGUGCCUCCAAAUUAUCCUGUGGCAGGUUCCAAAACAAUCACGAGAUGCUGACGCGUGUUGAUGUUUCCCAGUAUCAAUCCCGAGAGCGCGUUGCAUUUGCUGUUAGCGCUGCUAUUCUUAUCACUUGCCUCCGCGAGCGACCUAGCACGGUACGCGGAGUAUUUGGUCGCAUCACAUCGAAUGUGUUGAACUAG
Molecule: messenger RNA, 1347 nt
Organism: Penicillium expansum
Lineage: Eukaryota; Fungi; Ascomycota; Eurotiomycetes; Eurotiales; Aspergillaceae
Exons: 3
Coding region: 1-1347 (448 amino acids)
Source: RefSeq, a predicted model, not a curated record